Molecule: messenger RNA, 3159 nt
Organism: Helobdella robusta
Lineage: Eukaryota; Metazoa; Annelida; Clitellata; Rhynchobdellida; Glossiphoniidae
Exons: 13
Coding region: 91-2025 (644 amino acids)
Molecular function (GO): protein binding
Source: RefSeq, a predicted model, not a curated record
AUGGUUAUUUUCGAUAAAAAGAGGUUGCGAUAGUUAGUUGGUUGUUCCGCAUCGUCUUUGAAUGAAAUAAAAUAAAAAAUAGAAUCCGAAAUGUCGACAUUGGAGCUGCCACCACGGCGUUACACGAAGGGGCAGGAGCUGACCAUCCGAAGGAAUCGAACCUCCCUUGAAAUCCUCUUGCAAAUGGGCUUCCCAAAGUUGAGAGCAGAAAAAGCCUUGGCUGCCACAGGAGACAAAGGAGUUCAACUAGCUUGUGAUUGGUUGCUAUCACACGUUCGUGAUCCAACACUUGAUGAAAACAGGCAGAGGGAGUACACCCUGUACCUCUGUCCGCUUGGCCCCCUGCAACAAGAAUUUCUCGAUUUCUGGCAGAAGUCCUUCAAGGAAUGUGGAUGGAACAGGGCCCACAAUUACUUCCCUCACAUCACGCUCUGUUCAUUUUUCCAGGCAUCCAACUCAAUGGUAUCACUCCUAUCACACACAGUCAAAAAUAUAUCAGAGAAAUAUUCCUCGUUACUAGAGAAAUUGGAGUUUGAUUAUUUCUCAUCAGUCAAAUUUGUUGGCUUGUUUGUCAUGGAGUCAUAUGCUAAAGUUUUGAAAAAGUUAAUGAAUGAUUUUGUUGAGGAAAUGAAGAAAUCAAAUAUAAAUGUUGAACUCUACACAAAACAACUGCACAUCAGCCUGGCCUACCAAUUUGCAGCCGACAAACGUUCAAAGCUGGAAAGUCUUGCAAAGAAUGUGAACAUUCAUCUGCCCGCUCGCUGGGACCUCAGGCUCUACUCCAGGGAUAGGAACAUGGAUAAGUUGCAGGUGCACAAAGUUCUCUACACGUACAUCCCACGAGUGACGGAUGAGUUGGAGCUCUGUGACAGGGACUACAUCUUUGUGAAAGAAUCCGAGCUUGAAACGAGUACAGAUGGCUGGUACGAGGGAACGUCGUGGAUGACUGGAUGCUCUGGAAUGUUUCCUGGUGCCUACACAGAACGCAGUGCUGAGACUGAAACCUGGGUUAUGCACAGUCGGGCUGGUGACAGUUUGAAAAGGGCGAAGGAGGAUUGUUACGGUCCCCUCCCCGAUGUUGCCACAUCUCACUCACAAUCAUCUUCAUCUUCUUCAUCGAUGACAACAAGUCGAGAUAAGGGAGAUGAUGACAGCCUAACAAAGCAACACAAAGGCCGACACCAAGCAGUAUCACCACUGACAGGCACAUCACCGAAGGGACCGAGGCAGUUGUUUGUCGUCAGGCACGGAGAAAGAGUUGAUUUCACUUUUGGAAAGAACUGGAUUCAGUGUUGCUUCAACAAUGCAGGUAAUUACAUUCGAUACGACCUGAACAUGCCCGGCUCAGUUGCGAAGAGAAAGGGGGGUCCACAGUCUUUCAGCCAGGACUCUCCCAUCACUGUCCAGGGUCACUUUCAAGCUCGUCUCUUGGGUGAGGCAAUGUAUGAAAAAGAGAUUGAAAUAAGUCACGUUUAUGCAUCGCCCUCUCUUAGAUGUGUCGAAACUGCAUCAAGUAUUCUAGAAGGUAUGAAAUUAGACAAGGAAAUAAACAUAGAACCCGGCCUCUUUGAAUGGUUGAGUUGGUACCAAGAAAGUCUACCAGACUUCAUGUCGCUUGCCGAGUUGAGGGAUGCAGGCUACCCUGUCAACCAAUCAUAUAAACCCGUCUGGUCCGUCUCCAAGUUCAACACCAACGAAACUGUGGAGCAUUUUUAUGAAAGGUGUUGCUUGGUCACCAAGGAGAUUUUGAAGAAGCAUGAACAUCAAGGUGGCAGUUUGUUGUUCGUCUCACACGGCAUCAACCUGGACACGUGUACAAGAAGAUUGGUCGGCCAGCCAUGUCGAAGUCUCAAUGCUUUCCACGAAAUUAUACAGAAGAUACCUUAUUGCGCUGUAGCGGCAGCCCAGGAAGCCACAGUCGUGAGAGACACUUGGUACCUAAUUGAACCUCCCGUUUUACCAUUCGCACACACCAGCAACCAUCGAUAUAACUGGACACUACUCACACAGCCCACGAUUUUAUGAUUUGGUUCAAGUUUAUGACAAUCUUUAAAUAUAACUAUAUAUAUAUAUGUAUAUAUAUAUAUUUAUUAGUUUAUUUAUUAAUUUUUGUAUAUACAUACCUAUAUAUUUGGUGGAUUUUUUAUUUUUCUACCUGAUUUUUUAACCAUAAAAUUUACUGAAACAGAUCUUUUAUGUGAAUUAAUUUAUUUUAAGACUAUGUGCAUCGGAACGUUACUAAAUACAAUUCAAACGUAUUAUGAUUUAAUAAACAUUUCAGUUUCAAUCAUCAUCGUCAUUUCGACUAUGCUAAAAUGAUUUCAUGCUUUUUUUCAAUUAUUUCAAUGAUAUUUUUUGAUUGCGUUCGCAUUACGUACCCAAAUUUGAUCCAUCUAUCUUCAAUGUUAAACGCACACAGACACCACACACCACCCACAGUACGCUGACAUUAAUCAGUAAAAGAAAAUAACCCUAAGUAAUUUUCUUUUCUGAGCAACCAGCCAGUCAGUCAGGUAGAACAGAACUUCAAAUGCAUUCAAUUCUCUUCUCUACGUUCAUCUUCAUUUUUGGUAAAUACAUGGUAUUCGUAUUAAAUGUAAAUGUAUAUACAUAUAUGCUACCCGAAUCUAACUUAUGAUUGUGAGUCAAUUAAACUGUUUGUUAUGAUUCAAUAAUGUACCAAGAAAUAAUUUAUGACUGUUCUCCACAAUGUGUUUUUUUUAUUGUAAUACGUAUAAUUUGCAUCUAUUUAUUCACUUCUAAGUAUUCAAGUUUUGUUUUAAGCUGCAGUCUUAACGAACGAAAUUAAAUGAUACUUAAAAAUAUUUUAAACACUUUCUAAACAUUAUCAAUCCAAUUAACUUGAUGAUUCAGAUUUUUUUGCGCCAGAUUUUAAAUAAUUUUUACAUUUUCUACAAUUCACAAUACGAAACAGCGCUCAUAACACUAAUUAACUACAGCUAAUCACAUGAACAUAAUGAUAAACAGCUCCAAACAAGUCCCCGCAUAUUUUUCAAGAGUUGAUUUUUGUUCAAUUAAUUUUUUGAACUGAUUUUGCGAAACUUAAUUUUAAUGAAAGUCAUAAAUGUAUUUUAAAUAUUAUUGUAUUUGCAUACAUUUUAGUAACUAUUGGGUUAAUAUUUUAAGUGACGAAUUUGA